AUGUCUCUCCUCGCCCGUUCGUCCCGUAUGGCGCCCAUCCUGGCCAAGACCGCUUCUGCAUCCUCCGCGGCCGUUCGCGUCGCCUCGGCGCAGCGCCACCUCUCGAGCACUGCGGCCGUCAUGUCCGACUCUGUGCUGUAUGAGUCGGUGGGCUCAACCCGCAUCUACAAGCUCAACCGUCCCAAGGCCCUCAACGCGCUUGACCAGGACAUGAUCGAGUCGCUCGCCAAGCAGGCCCAGGUGAGUGUGUUUUGUGAGGGCAGUGUGUGGCCUACGAGCAGUCUCACUUGCAACUUUAGCCGAGAUAUGGAGGAAGAGCUGACAAGAGUACAGACCUGGCGCACCAGCGAGCUCUGCCAGCUCAUCAUUGGCCGCGGUGACGAGCGCGCUUUCUGCGCCGGUGGUGACGUGAAGACUCUUGUCGAGUCUCGUCCCGAGUCUGGUGGUGCUGUUGCCCUCAAGUUCUUCAAGGACGAGUUUGAGCUCAACUGGGAGAUGGGCCGCUUUGGCAAGCCCUACGUCGCUGUGAUUGACGGCUUCACCAUGGGCGGUGGCGCCGGCAUUUCGCUCCCUGCCGGUGUCCGCAUUGCUACCAAGAAGACUGUCUUUGCCAUGCCCGAGACCAAGAUUGGCUACAGCCCCGACGUUGGCGGCAACUACUACAUUGCCCAGCUCGACGGCGAGAUUGGCGCCUGGCUCGCCAUCACGGGUCAGGAGACCUGGGGCCGUGCCGUCUACGAGCUCGGUAUCGCUACCCACUAUGUCGAGCCCGAGUCGAUCCCCGCCCUCGUUGAGCAGCUCCAGAACCUCGAGAACCCCGACCUCCAGACUGUCUCGAUGAUUGUGUCGUCGUACCACGUCCCUGCUCCUCCCUCGGGCACUGCCGUUUCGUCGCGCGCGUCCCGCGAGGGCCCCACUCCCGUCACCGGCGCCAUCCGUACCCUGCUCGACAAGACUUUCGGUCUUGCGUCGAUCCAGGAGAUCUACGCUGCCCUGCAGAACGCCGAGGGCGACUCGGCGCUCCCUGCCGAGGCCCGCGAGUGGGCCACUGCCCAGCGCGAGAUCAUGGACAACCGCUCGCCCACCGGAAUGGCCGUUGCCCUCGCCAACUUUAAGCUUGCCAAGUCGGCCAAGCGCCUGCACACUGCCCUCGAGAACGACAUUACCAUGGCCACGGCCUUUGUUGGCACCGACCGCGCCACCGAGGAGUUCACCACCGGCGUCACCCACGUCCUCAUCUCCAAGGCCAAGGGCCGCGCCGACUGGUCGCCGUCGGACAUCAACGACGCGGCCGUCACGCCCGCCGCGAUCGCCAAGAACUUCCUCGACCGCAACAACGCGCGCAUCAAGGACGAGAUUCCCGCCCUCAACUUUGUGCCCGAGCCCACCACCACCGAGGGCCCCGACUCCACCUGGGGCCAGUUCCGCAAGUACGGCCUGCCGUCCGAGGCCGAGGUGCGCGCGUGGAUCAUGGGCGAGGCGCCUGGCUCGGGCGCGUUCAAGCUCCGCGAGGACGAGCUCGUCCAGCGCAUCUCGGAUGCGCGCGGUGAGACUGCCGGCCCGCGCCAGGGCGAGAUUGAGCAGGCUGUCCGCAACAUUGUCGCUGCCCGCGGCCAAAAGGACGCCGACGGCUACCUCAACUGGCACUAG
Apiotrichum porosum is the source of this 1650-nucleotide messenger RNA. RefSeq lists its product as uncharacterized. Gene Ontology annotation, biological process: L-valine catabolic process. Bases 1 to 1650 code for a protein of 549 amino acids. Gene Ontology annotation, cellular component: mitochondrion. The record is from RefSeq and is a predicted model, not a curated record. The transcript is spliced from 2 exons. Gene Ontology annotation, molecular function: 3-hydroxyisobutyryl-CoA hydrolase activity. Lineage: Eukaryota; Fungi; Basidiomycota; Tremellomycetes; Trichosporonales; Trichosporonaceae.